This is a messenger RNA of Bombus pascuorum, 1631 nucleotides long. RefSeq lists its product as uncharacterized. Lineage: Eukaryota; Metazoa; Arthropoda; Insecta; Hymenoptera; Apidae. The record is from RefSeq and is a predicted model, not a curated record. Bases 146 to 1105 code for a protein of 319 amino acids. The transcript has 5 exons.
AAAAGUAUAAUUUCGAUUAUCGAUAGAACAAACAUAGAGAGAGAUCGUUAAAACAUUAUAACAUUAAAACAUACAAAAAUUUAUUUCAGUAUUUAGUAUAAAGUUCUACACUUAAGAAGCUACUUUUUAUAAAAAAAAAAUCAAAAUGCAUAAAUAUCAAACGCUCCUUGAUCCGAUUGUGGUAUGUCCGUAUGACAAAAAUCACUUUAUCGCAAAAUCUCGUCUUCCAAAGCACAUUAUCAAAUGCGAAAAACAAUAUCCUGAACAUUAUAAACUCAUGUGUCCAUAUAAUGCAUCCCACCGAUUGUCUAAAAAAGAAUUCGAGGAACAUAUCACUACCUGUCCCACACGUAAUAUAUUGGAAUCAGAAAUAUAUUCAGAAAUAAGAAAACAUGGUGCAACAAAUUUUGUACCUCCAGAUCUUUCAAGUACAAUAGAUUGUAAAGAAAAUUGGGACAUAGAUAUUAAUAACAAUUCCAUUACCAUAACUGAAGAAGAGUGUUCUGUGGGCAAUAACAUUGAUUCAAAGGCUCAUUGUAACUCUCCUCAAUAUAAAUUGAAAAAAAGAAGCUCAGAUGAUAUAUUCAUAAGAGCACCACGUGGUUUCUCUGAAGCUAUGUUAAAAGAAGGGAGUGAAGACUAUUGUAUUGAGGACCUAGAAUCAGUAGUUAGUUCAAUGGGAAUUGGCAGAGGAAAGAUUACAUUGAACACUGAUCAGUUGAAAAAAAUUGGACUAGGAAGGGGAGCAAAUGAAGACUCAGAAUCAGUAGUUAGUUCAAUGGGAAUUGGCAGAGGAAAGAUUACAUUGAACACUAAUCAGUUGAAAAAAUUUGGACUAGGAAGAGGAGCAAAUGAAGACUCUUGUAUAGAGGACUUAGAAUCAGUAGUUAGUUCAAUGGGAAUUGGCAGAGGAAAGAUUACAUUGAACACUGAUAAGUUGAAAAAAAUUGGACUAGGAAGGGGAACAAAUGAAGACUCUUGUAUAGAGGACUUAGAAUCAGUAGUUAGUUCAAUGGGAAUUGGCAGAGGAAAGAUUACAUUGAACACUGAUAAGUUGAAAAAAAUUGGACUAGGUAGGGGAAGACCAAUGAACAAUGUUUCAUAAGUGUAAUUCCGCUUAUAUAUAAAUAAUAGUCAACAAAGAUAUAUAUAUAUAUUCAUAUUUUUUUUAAUUUAAAUAAAAUAAUCCAGUAUUAUCUAAAUACUAUAUUUUUAUAUAUAAUUUACAAUAUGUAAUUUGUCACUUACAUAUCUUAUACUUAAAUAUUCGUUUAAUUUCAUGAACUUUCUCAUUUAUUUAAAAAUUUACAUUAUUUAAGAUAUUUACAAAUAUAGUGUAAAUGGUUUCUUAAUUAUCAAGUAUAAUUAAUUCUCCUAUAAAAAAGAAUAUUUUAAAAGUAUAUAAAAGAAGAAAGUAAAAUAUUUAAAUUACUUGCAAAAUAACAUUAUAAUUGCAGUGGCAGUUGAUACAUGUUCAUUAUUUAAGUUUCUCAUCUUUUCUAUAAUGUAAAAUUUAUGAGUUUUAAAUGUAAUUAGAAUAUAGUUAAACAUUAAUCAUAAUACAUAAAAUGAGAAUAUAACGAAUAAUAUAUUUUCUAAUUAUCAGUAGUAAUUAAUUUAAUAUAGAUUAU